UUAAUCAUCGAGAGGUCGAGGAAAGAAGUAAGAGAGUGACUGAGUGAGCGGGAGGUGAAAUAUAGACAGACAGAGAGAGAGAGAGAGAGAGGGGGUAACUGCUUUUGCCGCGUGGUUUAUUCGUAUCACCCAUCAGUGCUUCUUUCACUGAAAUCGAUCUCUGCCCUGAGUUUUAGUGUUUAGAAUCCAGAAUGUCAUCCCGAAAUGCCAAAAGGGGCCGGAAGGACCCACCUAAUUCUGAAAUUGUUGCAAAAGAAAUGAAACCGGAGGCCGAGUCCAAUGAUGCUACAGAUAACAAUACUGAGGUGAAAGUUAAGAAAAGCCCUGGUAGACCUAGGAAACCAGAAUCUGAAAAGAAGAAGUGGGUUCCAACAGGUCGUUCAAGAGGAAGGCCAAGAAUUCAUCCAGUUGAUCAUAACAAGGUAAAGAAACCUAGAGGAAGACCACGUAUAAAGCCUAUGGUGCAUAAAGAAAAAAGACCAAGGGGCAGACCACGCAAAAAUGCAGAUAUGGUAAAGAAAUCUAGAGGAAGACCACGUAUAAAGCCUACUGAAGAUGGUGAGAACAAGCCGAAAAAGGUAACUGGGCGUGGAAAGAGGAGACCAGGAAGGCCCAGGAAAGAAUAAGAUCCCUUUAAAUACAUCUGAAUAAUGCUAGGAGCAGUAUGUUGGCAUCAAAAGACUUCUCAUCUUCAUCUAUAUCACCUAAUAGUCUUACAUCACCUAAGUCGGGUCCAAGAAUGGACUAAAGCCUUUUUUUUUAAACGUGGCUGCGUGCAAGUGACUGUGUGUAUGCAUGCAAUUUGACUGUUUUCAAUUCCAGUUCAUAUAUAAGAAUCUUUUAUUCAAAAUAUGCACUAUUUUCAUCCUUUUAGCUAAAUUUAAAAUAAAAAAAAAAACGUUUAUAGGUAAACUAAUCAGAUAAAUUCUGCUGGCACAGCUGUGGUAUAGCAUCAUCCUCAUCAUCAUCAGAUACACUGUUUGUUAAUCAGAGUUUAUGCUGCAUAAGUUAGGAUGCAACAGAUAUCUGAGGUAAUUAGUAUGUUUAUCACUGGCAUGUUAUUAUUCAUCUGCUUAGAACAAAUAGUAACAUGAAAUGUGAAAACUAAUGCACUGCCAUCAAACCUUCCCAUUAGAAAAUCUAGUAUUUUAUUUUCUCUCUUGAUUUGUUUUUAUAGAUAACCUGUCCAUUUUGAUUGAUUUAUAUAAUAAAUUAAUUCUUAGUGAAUUGGUAAAAUUUUGUCU
Messenger RNA from Octopus sinensis (East Asian common octopus), 1244 nucleotides. RefSeq names its product high mobility group protein HMGI-C. The record is from RefSeq and is a predicted model, not a curated record. Gene Ontology annotation, molecular function: DNA binding. The transcript has 12 exons. The coding region runs from base 192 to 626 and encodes 144 amino acids. Gene Ontology annotation, cellular component: chromatin; nucleus. Lineage: Eukaryota; Metazoa; Mollusca; Cephalopoda; Octopoda; Octopodidae. Gene Ontology annotation, biological process: regulation of DNA-templated transcription.